CUGUUUUACACUGUUUAAACACUGUUUGACAUUGUUUGGACUCUAUUUGACACUGCUUCGCACUGUUUGACACUGUUUUGAUGUAAAUUAUUUGCCAAAUAAAAAAAGUAUUAAAGUGUAAACUUAAUUUAGGGACUGUCCAAAAAGGAAAAGUAAUGAAUGUCAACACAACCCACAAAAGCCUAUAAUCACUCAAUUCAAGGUACUGUGAACUGUCAGACAUAGGCACACCCCCAAUGGCCUCAUUUCUGUUCAACCUUGCCUUGUUCCUGAGCUUCGCAGCCCUUUCAUUCCGUACGCCAGUGGCUGCCGGCGACGACGACAGCCAGUUGACCGCCUCCGUCCCUCCACUUAUUUACGUCUACAAAAACGGCACAAUCAUUCGCCCGCUAGACCAGAGGAAGCUUCCGGCGUCACCUCACGAUCAAGCCACCGGCGUCUAUUCCCGGGACAUCACAAUCCCCGGCAACAUCCCGGCCAGGAUAUAUCUCCCAAAGCUUCAAACCGCCUCCGAGAAGCGCCCGAUACUGAUCUGGUACCACGGCGGCGGGUUCUGUAUGGGAUCCGCUUUUGCCUCCGGCGACCACCAGUUCCUCAACAUCUUAGCCUCCAAGGCCAAAAUAGUCGCCAUCUCCGUCGACUACCGGCUCGCCCCAGAGCACCUACUCCCCGCCGCGUACGACGAUAGCUGGGCGGCCAUCAAAUGGGUCGCAUCCCACGCUCCUUUCUCAACCCGACCCGAAAACCCAGAUCCAGUGCUGAUUCAGCACGGCGACUUCAGCCGGAUCUUCCUCGGCGGCGACAGCUCCGGCGCCAACAUAGUCCAUAACAUGAUCGUCAAAACCGGAAAAGAACAACUACCCGGAAAAGACACGAAGAUCUUCGGCGGAAUCCUGACGCACCCGUUUUUCUGGGGAUCCAAGGAUGGCGACAAGGAGAGCUUCGGGUACAAGGACUGGAGCUUCGUCUACCCGGCAGCUCCGGGCGGAAUCGACAACCCGUUGAUAAACCUGUUUUCGGAGCCGCUAUCCGGGUACCGAGCAUCACGGAUCUUCGUAUCCAUUGCGGAGCUGGAUGGAUUGAAAGUGAAGGGGAUGGAUUAUGUGAAGGUGGUGAAUGGGAGUGGGUGGAGAGGUGAAUUGAAGGUGGUGGAGGUGUUGGGGGUGGGACAUAGCUUUUAUCUCAACCAUAUCCAUUCCACUAAAGCUUAUUUUCUCAUAACCCAAAUUGUCAAAUUCAUUUGUCACUGAGAUGUGCUAAGUUAUGGAGGAUGAUAAAUUUGAGAGAAUUUAGGCCAUGGAUCACAUAGACAAUAGUAUUCCAUAGUCGUUGUGCCGUAAUGUUACCUGUUUUGUUUUGCUUCUAUAUUUGCUUUUGUGCCAAUAAUUUGCUCUUGUUUAUUAGUGUUCAGUUGGUCUUUCAUUUUGGUCAUGUGGGGUGAAGUCACAAGAGAACAAUGGUAUUAUUAGGAUGUUUUUACUUGGGAAUAUUUUUGUCCAAGACUUAAAUAGGUCAAACCAGAUAUUCAUAUUUAUAAAAUACACAGAAAUCAG
Molecule: messenger RNA, 1553 nt
Organism: Cuscuta epithymum
Lineage: Eukaryota; Viridiplantae; Streptophyta; Magnoliopsida; Solanales; Convolvulaceae
Source: the annotation of a GenBank genome assembly